Molecule: messenger RNA, 330 nt
Organism: Sugiyamaella lignohabitans
Lineage: Eukaryota; Fungi; Ascomycota; Dipodascomycetes; Dipodascales; Trichomonascaceae
Gene: RPB8
Product: DNA-directed RNA polymerase core subunit RPB8
Exons: 1
Coding region: 1-330 (109 amino acids)
Biological process (GO): DNA-templated transcription
Cellular component (GO): RNA polymerase III complex; RNA polymerase II, core complex; RNA polymerase I complex
Molecular function (GO): DNA-directed RNA polymerase activity
Source: RefSeq, a predicted model, not a curated record
AUGUCAGCCACUCUAUUUGACGACAUUUUCAAAGUGACCUCGGUCGAUUCCUCGAGAUAUGACCGGGUAUCUAGAAUUACUGGCCAGUCCUCGACCAGUGCCGACAUCCACCUAACUCUUGACGUCAACACGGAACUCUUUCCCGUUACAAAGGGCACUACUCUGACCGUAGCUGUUGCACAAACCAUUUCUUUAGAUGGCGAACCAUCCAUUUCAAGUGCUGGCUGGAGAGAGCCCAAGGCCGGUGAGAAGUCCCUUGCUGAUGAUUACGACUAUGUCAUGUACGGAACUGUGUAUAAAUUCGAAGAAUCUUCUGCCGACAAAAUGUGA